CAUAGUAACAAAAAUUUUUUCUUAUUUUUUUUUCAGACUAAAACGCCUCCUUUUAUUUUAUCAUUAUUUUCCCUUAUUUCUAAAAUGUGAGUGUUAAGUCCGCAGAGGAGCGCAUACCUUCACACACUGAGUGCCACCGCGGUUCAGUUCCGGUUAGCCUUCUCGCCCCCUUUCCCCCGUCUUCAAAUGGAAAUGAUUUCCAUUGGCCCAAGGUGUCCAUGUAAAUAGGUGUAAAUGAAACCAGAUUAUGCCUUUCCUCCCGACUCAACCCUCCUCCUCCUCCUCCCUCCUCCUCCCAUGGCGAUUGUCAUGUGAUAGCAAAGAGGUGGCACAUUAAUGGAGCGCCUCUACAGGGGUCUUUUCUGCUCAUGUCACCACAUAAAACUAUCAGAUGGUUAGAGGGAGGCCAUGGAGGCGUACACCAGGGCCAGUCUCGUCAAGGAGGCCGAAUGAUUCAAGCUCUGCUGCAGCCGGGACGAGCUGACGAGAGAGACUUUUGUUCGCGCACCCAGCCGCCUCGCUUCCUAAAUGCGCACAGAGGCGCCGCUUUUUACGCACGGCUUUUUACGCAACGCUGAAACUUUUUUCUUUUCUUUUCUUUUCUUUUUUUCUUUUCCCGCAGCAGUUGUUUUCAUGACAAGCAGUGCGCCUUUUUCCCAAGGAACUAAGGGGAGUUAUUUCCUUCUGUUGAAACCCAUUCCUUUUUACUGAACUCAUCUCGAGAUGCCUCGUCCAGGGAGGAACACGUACAGCGACCAGAAGCCCCCUUACUCCUACAUCUCCCUGACUGCCAUGGCGAUCCAGAGCUGCCCGGAGAAGAUGCUGCCCCUCAGCGAGAUCUACAAGUUCAUCAUGGAUCGGUUCCCUUAUUACAGGGAAAACACGCAGCGGUGGCAGAACUCGCUGCGCCACAACCUGUCCUUCAACGACUGCUUCAUCAAAAUCCCGCGGCGCCCGGACCAGCCAGGUAAGGGCAGCUUCUGGGCUCUGCACCCCAACUGCGGGGACAUGUUCGAGAACGGGAGCUUCUUGAGGCGCCGCAAGAGGUUCAAGGUGUUGGCCGCCUCCGACCACCUGGGCCCCAGCAAGCAGCAGUCGGACGCGGCGCAUUACCUCCAGCAGCAAGCCAAGCUGAGGCUGAGCGCGCUGGCGGCCACCGGCACGCACCUGCCCCAGAUGUCCACCUACAACCUGGGCGUGUCCCAGUCGUCCACGUUCAAGCACCCGUUCGCCAUCGAGAACAUCAUCGCGCGCGAGUACAAGGUCCCCGGGAGCCUGGCGUUCUCCACCAUGCAGUCCAUGUCCGCCGGGUACCCGCUGCACAACCAGCUCACCACGGCCUGGCCCCACAUGUACAACAGCGGCGUGAUGGACACCGCGGCCCCCAUCUCCAUGGCCGGCGGCGACUACAGUGCCUACGGGGUGCCCAUCAAGUCCCUGUGCCACGGGGGCCAGUCGUUGCCGGCCAUCCCCGUGCCCAUCAAGCCCACGCCGACGUCCAUGCCGGGCUUCUCGGCGCUGCCCCCCCACAUCCCCGCCUUCCUGUCAAACUCUCCGCAGAGCCUGAGCCCGACCUCCCCACAGACAGCGACGAGCCAAAGCAGCCCCGCGACCCCCAGCGAGACUCUGACGAGCCCCACGUCCACGCUGCAGUCCGUGGCUGUGCACUGACCGCUCUCACUGACACCCACCCACCCCUCCUCCUCCUCCUCCUCCCCAUCAUCUUCAUCAUCCUCUCCGACGCCCCCCCCUUAAACCCAAAGUUUAUAUUUUCUGGAAACUAUCAAGGCGAGUCGCAGCUUCAUGUCGACUUUCUUUGUGUUGUGUUGAAUGUGUCGCUUUAAAACCGUGUCCAAGUCCAGCACAGACAGAACUAUUGCUCUUGAAAAGAUAAAUUAUUUGACAAGUUUUUUUAUUAUUAUUGUUAUUAUUAUUAUUAUUGUAGAAGUGUUAAUAAUAAGGGCAAGUUGUUUGGUAUAUUUGGGCAAAACGUUUGCACCGUUUCUGUGGGACCAGCUGUUUCUAUGAACUUACAAAACAAACGACUCGGUUCUGGUUUUUAUUAUUUUUGCCUCGGAACACUGACAUGAUGGUUCAAAAAUAUACCAAAUAGGAUUUAGGUUUGUUCUUUAUCACCAUCAGUGCAAAAAGAAGCAAAACUGACAUCUUUUUUCCCCUCCAACACUGAAAAUCGGUUAUUUGUCCUGAAAAAUGUAAGAUGUGAAUAUUGCAAACUGAUAUUGAAAAUGUUGUAAAAUAAUUUGAAACGAUGCACUUUUUAGUUUGAAAUAUCUAUUUUACAGAAACGAACGAACUAAAAAAAAGGGAAAUGAAAAAAUCAAUUUCUGUGAAGCAUUUAAUUUAAAAGCUGUGGUGACCAUGUGUGUCAGAUGCUGUAAAUUUGUACUUUUUUUUAGGUAAAGCAUGUAUUCUAAAAAAAA
This is a messenger RNA of Austrofundulus limnaeus, 2441 nucleotides long. It is a transcript of the gene foxb1a, whose product is annotated as forkhead box B1a. The transcript has a single exon. Gene Ontology annotation, biological process: anatomical structure morphogenesis; cell differentiation; regulation of transcription by RNA polymerase II. Lineage: Eukaryota; Metazoa; Chordata; Actinopteri; Cyprinodontiformes; Rivulidae. Bases 724 to 1671 code for a protein of 315 amino acids. The record is from RefSeq and is a predicted model, not a curated record. Gene Ontology annotation, molecular function: RNA polymerase II cis-regulatory region sequence-specific DNA binding; DNA-binding transcription factor activity, RNA polymerase II-specific.